AUGCUGAAGUCACUCUGGAUUGGAAUUGCAUUUGCUUUAAUCGCGGUUUCCGCGGAGCCUGCAAUUGACAAUGAAGAAAUUGCCGGUGACAAUUUUGUCGAAGACGCUGUUGUUGAAGAUGAAAAUAAUAAUUAUAAUGGUAAAGAUGAUUUUAAAAACGUAGACACAAACAUUCCGGGAUUUGAUAAGGGAUUACCUACACCCGAAGAAUUCCUAGAGAUGCUCGAGUCGAUGAAUUUGUCGGAUGAAGAAAAAGCUAAUUUGCAAGAUGCUAUUAUGAAUAACGCAAAUAUGGAUCAAAUGCUUGGACGCGCACCAUCUGCUGGGAAACCUUUCUUCUCUCAACUGGUUGUGUUACUCAGUUUAUUGAGUAUUGUUGCUGUUAUUUUUGUCUUUUUUGGGUAUAAACUAUACAAGAGUUUGAUCGACAAGGAACGGAAACGAGAAAUGAAGAAGAAAUUAAAAGAAAUGAAGAAAAAAAAAUAA
Cotesia congregata is the source of this 486-nucleotide messenger RNA. Lineage: Eukaryota; Metazoa; Arthropoda; Insecta; Hymenoptera; Braconidae. The record is from the annotation of a GenBank genome assembly.